Molecule: messenger RNA, 2428 nt
Organism: Gymnogyps californianus (California condor)
Lineage: Eukaryota; Metazoa; Chordata; Aves; Accipitriformes; Cathartidae
Gene: FBXL15
Product: F-box and leucine rich repeat protein 15
Exons: 4
Coding region: 179-1054 (291 amino acids)
Molecular function (GO): protein binding
Source: RefSeq, a predicted model, not a curated record
GCUGGUGGAAAGCCCCACCCGAGCUCUCCUGGAGGGCAGUGCAGGCAGGUGGACUCGGAUGCCUAAGCAGUGAACGUCCCAGGCUGGGGAGGAGGUGACGCAGGUCGCAGAGGCACCCGGCAGUAGGUGUGAGGUGAUCUAGCCUGGCUCCCACCGUAGCCUGGCUCCCUGGCGUCUGAUGAUGAGUUUGACCCCAUCCAGGGGAUGCCUCCUGGACCUGCCCUGGGAAGAUAUCUUGGUUCCACAUAUCCUCUGUCAUCUGCCACUGCAGCAGCUCCUGCGCCUGCAGAGGGUCAGCAAGUCAUUCCAGUCUCUCAUCCAGCUGUACCUGGCCAACAUGCGCUGCUUUGACUCAAGCCAGAUUGGACCUGCUAUCCCUCGAGCUGCUUUCGUUAACCUGCUGAAGGACAACGAAGUACUGCAGCAGUUGGUGCUCCAGAACUGCUCUGACUGGCUGACGGACAGGGAGCUGCUCCCGGUCAUCGGGCAGAACCACCACCUGCACCAGAUCCAGCUGAAGGGCUGUGCCCAGCUCAGUCGCCACGCGCUGGUGGCCAUCUCGCUGAGCUGCCCCAACCUGCGCCGGCUCUCCCUGGCUCACUGUGAGUGGGUGGACAGCCUGUCCCUGCGCAGCCUGGCUGACCACUGCAAGGCGCUGGAGGCUGUGGAUCUGACGGCCUGUCGCCAGCUGAAGGACGAGGCCAUCUGCUACCUGGUGCAGAAGUGCAGCAGGCUCAAGUCUCUGUCGCUGGCUGUCAAUGCCAAUGUGGGCGACGUGGCAGUUGAGGAGAUUGCCAAGUGCUGCCCUGAGCUGGAGCACCUGGACCUCACGGGGUGUCUGCGAGUCAAGAAUGACUCCAUCAGGGUCCUGGCUGAGUACUGUCCCAAGCUGCGCUCGCUGAAGGUGAAGCAUUGCCACAACGUGGCCGAGUCCAGCCUGAGCAUCCUCCGAAGCCGUGGGGUGGAGCUGGAUGUGGAGCCUCCGCUGCAGAGGGCUCUCGUUCUCCUGCAGGACGUGGUUGGCUUCGCCCCUUUCAUCAACCUCCAGAUCUAGAACUGCUGCUGCCGGGGAGGGGGGGACUGACACGACACUGGGAUCCCGGGAGGAUGCCGGAACCGGCUGCUGUGGAGAUGUGCAGAUGGAGAGGUCGGUCCUGUUCGUGAAGCUGGCCCAAGUGGGGCUCACUCUUUCCUUUGGGGCUGUUUAGCAGCCGCUGGGUGUUUGUGAGUGGGCUUCAUUGGUGCCUCUGGGGAAAGUAACUCCCUCUGCAGUGGCGUGGAGAGCGCGAGUGACUUGCAGGAACACCAUGGUGCUGAACAGGCCUUGGCCAGGCCAGCUAAUAGAUAGGAUUUAUUAUUUGUUGUAUUUUAAAUCUCUAAGCAGCAGCUGUCCAGAGAGCAGGAGAGCGUUUGAUGGGGACUGUGCCCUGAGGUGGGUGUGCAGGGCAUGCCAGCAGAGCUGUGGAACAAACCAGGCCAGCUGGAGCAGAAAGGAGAAGAGCUGCCAGCCCUCCUCUUGGGAGAGGGCAGGCCCCUCUGGGCUCUGGGAGGAGGGCAGAGUGAGCCCAGCUCCAGCCUGUGGCCACUGGCCACACUGGCACCAAAGGGCUGGCAUGACCCCCGUGCAGCCAGUGUGUCUGUCCCGGCCUAUGGUGCUGGUUUAGGCUGGUGCAAGGUGGGAGUUGUUUUCAGGGGGAACAUGCUCCUAACUGCAGUUUCACUGACAGAAAAACAAACCUAGCUGUGCUGUCACUGAAAGCAGUUGGUCAUCGCCAUUUGUUUCUUCCAGCUUCUGACUUAACAUUUCAGCGGUGCCCAGGCGUGCUACUAUAUCCUGCUCCAUGUUGCAUGGCUGGAGCUUUGGCACUCAACAGUGGUGAGAAAUGGCAGGAGCCCUGGCCAUGCUGUCAGCUGGAGUUCAUGGAGUGCUGCAGGUUGUGUUGGCAGGGAGAGCCUAGCUCUGGUCUGGAGUGCAGCCUCAGCCCUUGUAUCCACUAGGUGGUUAACCAAACAGCAGCCACAUCUUGUGGUGAAUGUGAUGAAGACAGUAAUUAGGGGAAGAGAGGAUGACCCUGCUCCUAUCUUUGGCCCCAGGAGGGAUUGGAGGCAGUGUCCAUAAAGCAUGUGCAUGCUCCGGCUGAACUACACACCAACUCACAUCAUCUUUAUUAACACUGGCACUCAAUUUAAAGCAACAGUGCACACAGACUUGUAAAAAGCUUGCUGCAAAAGCACAAGCCACAUCUUAGAUCUAAAAAUGUCCCAUGCAAGGAAUAGCAGAGAAUGCCCAGGCCCCAGAGAGCCACUGCGGUGUGCCCCUGGGGGCAGAGGGACAGCUACACAAGGAGAGAAGUUUCCUCCUUGUCAACCAGGUUAGUUGAGGAAGCUGAAAGCAGUGUUCUGGCUCCCAGGUUAGUUCCAGUUAGUG